AGGAGUUCAGCGCUCGCUGGAAUGAGAUUUAUGGCAACAACCUUGGGGCCCUGGCAAUGUUCUGUGUGCUCUUCCCUGAAAACAUGGAGGCCAUCAAUAUGGCUAAGGAUUACAUGGAGAGGAUGGCGGCUCAGCCUAGUUGGUAGAUUUUUGUCUUUUUUUUUUUUUUAAGUUGUUCUUACUGUAUAAACUGCUUACAGUUGAAGGAGUGAGCGGAUAAGUGAAUUGCUUAAAUUAUGUCAGUUGUACUAAUACUCAUUUUAACAGUGACUAACUUGCUGAUUUCAUUUACCCUUAUUGGGACCAGCAGUGACACGCAGCUUUUCACCGUCAUUGGACUUAUCUUCUUGAAAGUUGAUGCUGAAAGGAGCAUGAUUCUUUAUGCACCACCCUGUUUACUGUAAAAAAAACAAAAAGUAAUCCACUCUAAAUCAGAAGAAAGAGUUUCAUAUCUGUUUUUUGGCAAGAAGUGCUAAAAGUGUUACUUUUGAAUUUUUUCCCCCCAGAUUCAUACGUAUCUUUUGGGUAACUAAUUCUUCCUUAGGAAGAAUUUAGGAAAGGGGGACCUAUGAAAAAGGUAUAAUUAAGUGUGGGUAAAAAUGACACUCUUGGGCUUCUGCAGUUUGCUCUAACAUCUGCCUGAACUGUAGUUCAGGCUGGCAGCUUCACUUGGCUGCAUGGUUCUUGGGCCUCUCCUUAAGACAUACUAGGACAUGAUCAUUGUCCAUCUGAUUACUGGAACUGCCUGAGUAACUGGCGUUUUGAUGAUCACCUCCUGGAUUAACUUCCCGUGGAUUUGAGUUGUCAUCCCUACAAGUUACUCGGUCUUCUCUGUGCCACACUCUUUCUAUGGGAACAGAAGUUAAUGUUCUCCACCGUAGGAGUGAUUCUAGAGUUGAGACCCCAAGGUCACCUCCUUUUCAUACCCAUCUGCAAUUUAUCUCCUCUUUUUGCUCAGGCAGAUGCAUUUCCCCUACCUCCCUGCAGCAGCUGCUGCUUGGUGCACCUUGCAGACUAUGGUCCAGGAUUGCUGUCACUCUGAAUAGGUCAGAGGAUGGGAAAGGGGGCUUUGCCAGGACAGUGGCACCUGCGCAGGGCAGCAAGAUAGACCUGGAUAGGGCACUGUUCCCUUCUGUCAUAGCUGCUCUUCUACAGCUCUGUGGUGACAGCAGCUUGGCAGAAGUAUGAGUCAAGAUUCAAGUCAGCAUGGGAGCUGAAGCAGUAGCUGUUCAAGCAGUAUUCAUUGCUCAAACUACUAUUCCUUACCCUCUAGUAACCAACCAGUAGUAUUCUGUAAAUGUAAUCCUUCCAUGGGCUAUCACUGGAAUUGUGCUGGAGCAUAACUUGGGAUCUAUAUCCUCCUGAUGGGCAUUAUUGAAAAGCCAUGAUAGUGUUCGAGUUCCCCUGCACUAAGUAUUAAAAUGGUAAAUGCCACAGAAAUGCAUGAGCUAGAGCAAAAGAAAGUGAUGGGAGACAGAAGGGACACACUGGCCAUAUAUUGCCUGCAUGUCACAGAACACAGGACAUGUGGGAUUUAGGAAGAAAAGUAUUGUCUCAACAGUGGUGUAAUUUCCAAAAUCUUCCACUGAAGCAUAGCAAUACAAAGCUUCAGUCUUAGCUCUGGAGACAGUGUGGAGACAGUUUCUCUUGGCACACUGACAGAGGGAUAUAGCUUACAGAGAUGAAUCCGGGGAUGUGUGACCAUCUCCAAUAGGAGACACACUGCUACAAAGUCAACACCUUCCUCCUUAGUUUCAUUGUUCACACUCUUUCUUAACUUGUUUUGGGAAGGCUAUAGUUACAUGGCCAUCUGUUUCAAUGAAAUAAGAAAGAGGGGGAAGCAUUAUUUUGAGUAGGAGGACUUGUUUGUGUCUGUUUUUCUGAGUUUCCUACAUCUUACUCUCUGUCCCAACCCUAUUUAAGUUCCGUAUGUCCUGUGAUUCCUGCCCUGGAUUAAUUGUGGUUGUUCUGUCCCUUGUUAUAAUGAUCUCCUUUGUCCCAGCUGACCAGAUACCAAUCAGAACCAAGAAGAUAUCCCAUUUCCACUUGGCUUUGAUGUUAUUUACUCACCUCCAAGUACUGUUUUUUUUCUCAAGCAAGUAUCUCUCAUUACCUUGGCAAAAGAGAAACCAUGCUUUUCCCAUCUUUCCCUUCUGGUGUAGACAUCCCAUUCAGAAAUCAAUCAAGGUUUAAUCAGGGUUCUCUGCUUGGCAAAAGAAGUGGCUGCAAUAUGCUUAGUGGUAGUGGAAGUGCAGGAGGAAAUUUUAAACAUAGGCAAUAGAGCUGGGCUAAGCUGGCCUUUGUAUAACCUCCAGCUGGCCAGCUCUUCAAGUGCUGUGGCAGAAACAUGGAUCUGGUUUCCAUUUUUGUUUCCCCCCUGAGAACUUAUGUCUGAAUGCUGUCAGCAUGGAGUUUAUACUGUAGCCCCAUCAGUGGUGGCAGUAAUAGAGAUCUUUCUCCCUUGUCCAACAGUGUUUUCAGAAGAGUAGGAAUGUGACAUCUCUGAAGCAUGUACUGCACUGUCUGGCUUUGCUCAAGUAGGCUGGGUUCAGAGGCUGAAGGACUGGGCAGACAGAUUAUGUAAAUCUGUUUUUCCUAAGAAACUCAAUUUAAAAGUACCAGAAAAUGUUACUGCACAUACUUCUCCACUUAGGAUAAGACUAGGAGAAUAAACAUGAUAAAUAGGUGUUAUGGCUUUUAUAUGAGCUGUUCUGGCAGUGUCAGAGUGGUGGAACUUUUUGUCCAGUCUAUCUAGACAUGUUUAGUUUUCCUCAGACUUUGGGAAAAUACCAUUCUGGAUGGUAUAUUAUGAUUAUUGUCCUUACUAAAUAAUUUGAGGGCGCGUGUCUUCUGAUCAGGAGGGUGAAAAGAAGGAGGAGUCUUGAUGUUGCCUGACUUUGGAGCCUUGCAUGUUAGGAGAGUCAUCUGCUGUAACUUUUUAUUUCAUUGGGAAAGAGGGCUUUUACUGUAAGGUAAGUAAAAUGGGCCUCUCCUUAGACCUCCUCAGUAAUGUAGGUUGCAAGACUGACAUGUAAAUUUUCUGGAAAAAUAUCUUUUUUAUCAUUGACAGAUUCAUCAACAUGUUGGAAAGUUAAAUCUGGCUCUGGCAGCUUAAUUCUUUCAGCAGUAUAAUCUGGAUUUCUUUUGACUUCUGCUGUCAUGGCAUUGACUCUAAAAUAGCUUUAGAAUUAAAAAAAAUAAUCUUAAUGAGUUUUCUCUAGUUUUUGUGGCAAUGUUAAGUAAAAUUUAAGCCUUACUAGAAAACAAAAGUGUAUGUUUUUAGCAUAUGCAGUAGUUGAAUAAAAGAAAUAUGGUUUAAAAUGUCACUGGUUAUUUGUUUCAGAAUGCUAGGAGAUUAAGGAGACUGACAUUUAAAAUUUCUCCUUUCCUUUCUCCUCCACUCCUAUCGAGUGGAAUCCUCGAUAGUCCAAAUAUCCCAUGGUACAAGUAUGAGAAAGUCUACUGGUAAUUGAUAUAUACAUGGAAGGGGCAUGUAAUUAAGAACUCUGGUCCUUUCUCAUCUGUUAAAGUAGUCAUUUCAUGUCACAUAAUAAAGUACACCCAUAACUGAAGUCCCAUUUGUGUCAACUAACAGAGGAUUAGCCAUUUGUCAUAACAACCCAUGUGGACAGGCAUGCUGCUCAUUAGCAGAGCAUCCCUAAUGGCUGCAUCCUGGAAUAGGUUUACAUUUUAAAAUAAACAGAGGGGCACUGGGUAACAGCUAACUAUAACAAUUACCCAAAAUAAUCUGGGAACGACACUGUUGUGGAGGCUAGCAACAGCAAACAAACGUGCAUUAAUAUUUUAGUUGAAAUAGAUGAGCAUUAAUGGCUUUGCCUAUAGAAAUUUAAAGCUGGUAUUAAAUAAAAUCCCUUGGUUUUCCAUGGAUUGGAUAUCUAGAUACUGUCUAAAAUCUUACGGGAAGUUUGUCCUUAUAUUCGAAACGUAUUACCUUUUUUUAGAGGGAACAGAGGAUAUUGAUGUGUUUUCUAGUAUUUUAUCUCUGACUGGCCCCAGAGCACUCCCCACCAGAAGGGCGUUUUGGCCAAGGAGAUCUGUACUCGUGAUUCUUUCCAUAUGCCGCUGGCUCGUCCCGUUCCCGAACUGAGCGGAAUGAUGUAAUCAGAGUCACACAUUGUGCAGAAAUAACAGUUCAGUCAGACUCUCUGGUUUGGACAAAGCAGCAAAAAACUCUCUUCUUUACUAAGCCCACUUUACAAACAAACGCCUUGGGAGCUCACAAAUUCUGCACCCUUCUUGUAGCAAGAUGUCCCAGUUUGCAAUGGCCAGAAAGAGAUUUCUGUGGGUUUGGUUUUGGGUUUUUUUGUACAUAGUUGAUGCCCCAUUUUUAAAGACAAGUAUGUUACCAAUGUGCAGUAAGGUGUGGGAUUUAACAGCGGUUCUGUGGGUUUCACAGGGCAGAUAAUUACUGUCAAGCACAUGCAGACAUUCCAGGGAAAUAGCAGCAACUAAGGAGAAGCUAACAGGAGGCUUUGGAAUAACAAAUCUGUGACCUUUCUUCUGCUUUCUUAUAAACUAGCAAUCAUGUAGCCUUCUAUUAGUCACUGCAUAUUAAAAAGUAUUGGAGCAUCCUACAGGACCCUUGCUGUUAGUAUCCAGAUAGUGCUAGAUGUUGAACAGUGUAGAUUACAAGGUAAAAAUAGAUACGUGUAAAUAAUUAAACAUGUGGAGAAUAAUUUAACUAAAUAAAUUCAUAUAUGCCAAGUUGAAAUAAAGCAAGUCUCUGUGCUGACACCAGAAAUUUAUAACAUCUGUUUGACUCCAAUAAUCAACUAGCAAUCACAUUCAAAGAAAAUUUUGGGGGGCUUUGUAAGAUUGUGGAAUAAAAGUUAGUAUAAAAGAAGCGUGGAGGAUGCUGAUACACUGUCUCCUACAGAGAAGAAGAAAAAAAAAGGAAGGGUAGGAGGAUGAAUUUGAUAUCUGGAAUAUAUGUUAUAUUAGUAAGUGAAAUAUCAAACCCUUAUGCUGUUUUUAUCUUCUACAUAUGUAGUGUUUAAAAAUAGAAAUUGUGCAUGUCUAUGAAAUUAAAUGCCUAGCUGGAUUUUGGAGAGCUUCUUUAAUAUCUAAAUUGGUAUAGAAGAUAAAUUGGUGCUGACGUUAUGUGGUAGCUACUGGGAGCUCACUUUGUGGCAUGACUGGUAUAAAAAUUUGCUAAAACAAGAGCUAGAGGCAAUCUCCUAAAAAAAAACAUAAUUAAAUUUCUGUGUCUGCAUAAUACAACACUGAGAACAACUAAAACAGAGUCAGUUCUAGUUUUUUAAUGUGUCAGCACAGAAGCAUCAUAAAAGCAGACCCUGUGUGAGAAGGACACUCUUGUGAUCAAAGCCAAAAAUGAGAGAAGAUGUGAAAGAAGCUUUAGAAGCAUCAGAAUGAUGAUCACAGACCUAUGAGGAAACAGAGGGAAAGAGGUUAAAAAGUGGAUUAAGAUUUUUAAGGAACUAAAGUUUACUUUCCUCUUCAUAGCACCUAAGCAGUACAACUCUGUUUUUAUAGUAAGCUCUUAAAACAUCUGUCUAUAUGUUGUCUUUUUCCCUAUACUGACAUGAAUGUAGCUUUUACAUUUAACCACUCCUUUGCCUUUCUUCCUGUCAACUGAGCUGCAAUGAACACAAGCAUGUGAGAUUGGCUGCUACUGAAACAUGACUGGAAAAGAGAGAAGCAAACCUGGUUUACCUUAGACACCAGAAACAUAAAUCAUCAGUUUUUCAAGCUAGUGAAGGAUGCCCCCUGGGAUGAAGUCCCUCUUGCUCACUCCUUGGUUGGUUUUGCCACUGCUUAUGACUUCUUGUACAGCUACCUUAGCAAGAUUCAACAGGAGAGAUUUCUUGAAGUAAUUGCCAAUGCCUCGGGAUACAUGUACGAAACAUCAUACAGACGUGGAUGGGGCUUCCAGUACCUUCACAACCACCAGCCUACCAACUGUGUGGCCCUGCUGGCUGGAAGCCUGGUUCUGAUGAAUCAAGGCUACCUUCAGGAAGCUUACUUAUGGACCAAGCAAGUGUUGGCAAUCAUGGAGAAGUCAGUAGUCCUGCUGCAGGAGGUCACAGAUGGAUCCCUCUAUGAAGGGGUGGCUUAUGGCAGCUACACAACCAGAUCACUGUUUCAGUACAUGUUUCUUGUCCAAAGGCAUUUUGACAUCAAUCACUUCAGCCACCCCUGGCUCAAGCAGCACUUUGCAUUUAUGUACAGGACUGUCCUACCAGGGUUCCAGAGAACUGUGGCCAUCGCGGAUUCCAACUAUAACUGGUUCUACGGGCCGGAGAGCCAGCUGGUGUUCCUCGACAAGUUUGUCAUGCGCAAUGGCAGUGGGAACUGGUUGGCAGAGCAGAUCAGAAGGAACCGAGUGGUGGAGGGCCCAGGCACACCAUCCAAAGGGCAGAGGUGGUGCACUCUCCACACUGAAUUUCUCUGGUAUGAUGCAAGUUUGCGCUCUGUACCUCCACCAGACUAUGGGAUUCCUAAGCUGCAUUAUUUUGAGGACUGGGGAGUGGUGACUUAUGGAAGUGCUUUGCCAGCUGAAAUCAACAGGCCUUUCCUUUCCUUCAAGUCAGGAAAGCUGGGAGGACGUGCAAUAUAUGAUAUUGUUCAUAAGAACAAGUACAAAGAGUGGAUCAAGGGGUGGAGGAACUUUAAUGCUGGCCACGAGCACCCAGACCAGAACUCCUUCACUUUCGCUCCCAACGGCGUACCUUUCAUAACAGAAGCUCUGUAUGGGCCAAAAUAUACUUUUUUUAAUAAUGUGUUGAUGUUUUCCCCUGCUGUGUCUAAGAGCUGCUUCUCCCCAUGGGAAGGGCAGAUUACAGAAGACUGUUCCUCAAAGUGGCUUAAAUAUAAACAUGACUUGGCUGGCGACUGUCAGGGACGAGUGGUUGCUGCCACAGAGAGAAGCGGGGUGGUUUUUAUCAGGGGAGAAGGAGUGGGUGCAUACAAUCCUAAACUGAAGCUGAGAAAAUUGCAACGAAACCUUAUACUUCUCCACCCCCAGCUUCUCUUGCUUGUGGACCAAAUCCACCUAGAAGACGACAGCCCUCUGGAGGCAGCAACCAGUUUCUUCCACAAUGUGGAUGUGCCUUUUGAAGAAACAGUUGUUGAUGAUGUCCAUGGGGCCUUUAUCAGGCACCGUGAUGGGAUAUAUAAGAUGUACUGGAUGGACGACACUGGCCACAGUGAGAAAGCCACCAUUGCCUCGAGGACGUAUCCUCGGGGCUACCCCUACAAUGGAACAAACUACGUGAAUGUAACGACCCUGCUGCGGCACCCCAUCACGAGGGCCAUCUACCUUUUCAUUGGGCCCUCUGUGGACGUGCAGAGCUUCACCGUGCGUGGAGAUUCCCCGCAGCUGGAUGUUUUUGUGACCACUGGUGAGCACGCCUACGCCGUGUACCUGUGGCCCGUCGAGGAUGGCUCCCGCUCUGCCUUUGCACAGGUUAUUGCAGACCGCCAGAAAAUUGUCUUUGACCGAGCCUCUGCCAUCAGGAGCUCCACAGUGCCAGAAGUGAAGGACUACGUAGGCAUCGUGGAGAGGAACCUGCAACAUUUUAAGCCCGUUUUCCAGCAACUUGAGAAGCAGAUCCUGUCUCGUGUACGCAACACGGCCAGCUUUAGGAAGACUGCUGAGCGCUUGCUGAGGUUUUCAGAUAAGAGACAGACAGAGGAGGCCAUUGACAGGAUAUUUGCAAUCUCUCAGAGGCAGCAGCAGCAGCAGCAUGGCAGAGCAAAGAAAAACAGAAAGGUAGCCAAAGGCUACAAAUUUGUUGAUGCCGUUCCUGACAUUUUUGCACAGAUUGAGGUAAAUGAAAGAAAAGUGCGACAAAAGGCACAGACUCAGGCACAAAAAGAGUUGCCUGUAGACGAAGAUGAGGAAAUGAAAGAUCUUCUGGACUUUGCAGAUAUCACUUAUGUGAAGCACAAAACUGGGGCGUCGAUCAAAGGCCGAUCAGGGCUGGCACAGAUGCUGACGACUGCUCGGAGUGCCCCGUCAAUAUCAGCUUCUUAUACUCGCCUCUUUCUAAUUCUCAACAUUGCUAUUUUUUUUGUCAUGCUAGCAAUGCAGCUCACCUAUUUCCAGAAGGUCAAGAGACUGCAUGGCCAAAGAUGUCUGUAUGCAAUACUUUUAGUAGACAGCUGUAUAUUAUUGUGGCUGUAUUCUUCCUGUUCUCAGUCACAAUGUUAGCAGAAGACCUCUACUAGUUGACCAGUUUAUGGUCAUAUAUGUCUAUGCAAAAACAUUAACCCUAAUAGGGCCAAAGUUUAUAUCUUCUCUUUUUUUUUUCCUUUUUUUUUUUUUUCCUUUUUUUUUCCUUUUUUUUUUUUUCUGAAACAUUCCAAAAACAUCUGGGGAAAGAUUGUUUUCAGACCAGAAGGGAUUAAAUAAUAGGGCAAGCAAUAAAUAUCUCAGAAAAAUCAGUACUUAAUAAGUACUCCUCCUUUGUGUUUUGAGUUGGGCCUCACGUCUGAGGGAAUGUUAUGCUUUGUUCAUCAGAGUUCAGUAAUGUAAAGUUGUAGUUAAUUUUUUGGUGAGAAGAGCCCUCUUGAUAGGUUUGUUUCUAAGGUCUUUUUUAUACAGAAUUUGAUUUGCAUGUAGUGAGUUUUCAUUUCAGGCUGCUAGGGAUGUCUCUGGACAUUCUCCUAAGACAAGGACAUUCAAAUAUAUACAAGGCAGAUCUUAGCAGUAGACUUUAUUUCUGUCUGCCAAACCAAAGAAUGGCUCAAUAUGGGACACCCCUGUAUCAUUAUUGCAGACUCUUAUAUUGUCCCAUCUCUUCCAUGCCUUACAAUCUGGCAGUGGGGAAAUGACAAUCAUGUCAGUGCUUGCCAAGUGAGGGGCAAAUCACUAGUAGGUAGUAGUACAAGGCAAAUAUGGGUUUAACUCAAAGUAGAACAGAAUGCAAUUCUCAGGAAAAUAAAACCAUUUCUAUUUUAGGCAAGUGUAGGCUGUAGAAUGCUGAAUCCUGUAGGGUCUGUUCUCCAUUUUACAAGGCAGGGUUUCAAGAAAGUUUUCUAUAGUUUGAAGCACAUCUUAGUAGGGAAAUAAUGUCCUAGAUCACUGCCCUUCCAUAUGUAAUUUUAAAAAUACAAAGAACCAAAGCAAUUCUGUGGUAACCUCAGCAACUGCCAGUAUGGAAAAGCAUGUGUUAAGGAAGUAUUUAAUGUAUUUUUUCUUUUCAAAUGGCUAGAAAGAGGACAGUUAAAAAUUUGUGAACUGCCUGUUCUCUAUAAAGCACCAGCAAGGGUUCUGCAAGCUCUUGGUCGCCCCAGGUCAAUUAUUUGGGGAUUAGUGGUAAACGGAAUCAUGUGGUUUAUGACAAAAAUAAGUUUGACAUCUCCACCUAUAUUCCCCUCUGUUCAUUAAACUAAUUUCAAAAACUCAUAGCUAUUUGAGAGAAUGGAAACUGUGGAAUUGGGGCAUUCCUGUAUGUCUUUACAGAAAAACAAUUCUUCAGUACAUUUGCUAAAUAAAAGCAUUAUAAUUA
Messenger RNA from Motacilla alba alba, 9494 nucleotides. RefSeq names its product dermatan sulfate epimerase (gene DSE). The record is from RefSeq and is a predicted model, not a curated record. Lineage: Eukaryota; Metazoa; Chordata; Aves; Passeriformes; Motacillidae. Gene Ontology annotation, molecular function: chondroitin-glucuronate 5-epimerase activity. The transcript has 5 exons. The coding region runs from base 5876 to 8194 and encodes 772 amino acids.